CCCCGGUCCCCAACUGAGCGUUGAACCCGUUCUUGCGCGCUUUCCAGCCUAACCUAGCCGGAGCUUUCCCGCAUCUGAGUCCAGAUCCCAGUAUGCCUUUGGGGACAUCCCAGUGUGAAGCUGGCUCUGCAGGGUGCCCUCAGCACCCCGAGAUGCACUCAGGGAAAGGGCACCUAGAGAAGGGCUCUUCGGGGGACAGUGAGCGCCUAUGGAUCCCACCCGAUACCCCGAGCAGAUGUACCUGGCAGCUGAGCAAGCCCAUGGCAGACUCCCCUCAUUACCACACAGCACCGACAAAAUCUCCAAAAAUUUUGCCAGAUAUUCUGAAGAACAUUGGGAACACCCCCAUGGUCAGAAUCAACAAGAUUUCAAAGAAUGCAGGACUCAAGUGUGAGCUGUUGGCCAAGUGUGAGUUCUUCAACGCGGGAGGGAGUGUGAAGGACCGCAUCAGCCUUCGGAUGAUUGAGGAUGCUGAGCGAGACGGCACCUUGAAGCCUGGGGACACGAUCAUUGAGCCGACUUCUGGGAACACAGGAAUCGGGCUGGCUCUGGCAGCUGCUGUGAAGGGCUACCGCUGCAUUAUUGUGAUGCCGGAGAAGAUGAGCAUGGAGAAGGUGGAUGUGCUGCGGGCCCUGGGAGCUGAGAUCGUGAGGACCCCCACCAAUGUGAGGUUCGAUUCCCCCAAGUCUCACGUGGGAGUGGCAUGGCGACUGAAGAAUGAAAUCCCCAAUUCUCACAUUCUGGACCAGUACCGCAAUGCCAGCAACCCUUUGGCGCACUAUGACGACACGGCCGAGGAGAUCCUGCAGCAGUGUGAUGGGAAACUGGACAUGCUGGUGGCUUCAGCAGGCACGGGUGGCACCAUCACAGGCAUCGCCAGGAAGCUGAAGGAGAAGUGCCCCGGGUGUAAAAUCAUUGGUGUAGAUCCUGAAGGGUCCAUCCUUGCGGAGCCUGAGGAGCUGAACCAGACGGACCAAACAGUCUAUGAGGUGGAAGGGAUCGGCUAUGACUUCAUUCCGACCGUCCUGGACAGGGCGGUGGUGGAUAAGUGGUUCAAGAGCAACGACGAGGAGUCCUUCACCUUUGCCCGCAUGCUCAUUGCCCAGGAAGGGCUGCUGUGUGGUGGAAGUUCAGGCAGCGCCAUGGCUGUGGCCGUGAAGGCUGCCCAGGAGCUGGAGAAAGGACAGCGCUGUGUGGUCAUCCUGCCUGACUCUGUGCGGAACUACAUGUCCAAGUUCCUGAGUGACAAAUGGAUGCUGCAGAAGGGUUUCAUGAAGGAGGAGCUCUCUGUGAAGAGGCCUUGGUGGUGGCAUCUACGUGUUCAAGAGCUGAGCCUGUCAGCGCCACUGACUGUGCUGCCCACAGUCACCUGUGAGCACACCAUCAACAUUCUCCGGGAGAAGGGCUUCGACCAGGCGCCCGUGGUCAAUGAGUCAGGGGCCAUCUUAGGGAUGGUGACUCUUGGGAACAUGCUGUCAUCCCUGCUUGCUGGGAAGGUGCAGCCAUCAGAUGAAGUCUGCAAAGUUCUCUACAAGCAGUUCAAACCGAUCCACCUCUCCGACACACUGGGCACGCUCUCCCACAUCCUGGAGAUCGACCACUUCGCCCUGGUGAUCCAUGAGCAGAUCCAGUCACGAGACCAGGCCUGGUCAGGAGUGGUGGGGGGGCCCACAGACCACAGCAAUGGCCUGUCCAGCAAGCGGCAGAUGGUGUUUGGGGUUGUCACUGCCAUUGACCUGCUAAACUUCGUGGCAACCCGUGAACAGAACCAAAAAUAGAACCUGAAAGUUGGGACUGGCUUCCAUCCUCCCUGCUGGGACCUUUUGGCUUUAGAGACCCCGACCAGUCAUGCCCAAGUGCAACAGGCAGCACAAGCAGGUGGCUGUUGAGACCAGCUGCAGAGGUCCAGCCUCCCUCCUAGCAUUCACCUUUCUAACUGAAUCCCGAGCCUGAGUGCCUUACAUGGGUGUCCUCUGGUGUCAUGCCUUCCUGGUGUCACAAAAGAACUGAGGGGUGUCAGCUGUGCAACUGUGACAAGCCUGAGGGAGCAGCAAGUGUCCUCCCUAGAGAAGGGUCCAGCAUGGGGAAGGGCAAACUCUGGACCGACUUUGUGCCCAUCAUCAGGGGCAGUGUUGUUCCCAGCACGGGAACACGUGGGUUUUAAUGACGGUGUAGUUCCUGAGACCCGAGACCCACAGCUGUGAACAGAGUGCCCAUGGUGUCACCACUUAGGUCAUGCCUCCUGUCAAGCAGCUCUGGCUCACCCUCCCCUGCACCCCUGACAAGUACUUACUUACCCCACUUUCUGUCUCGAUGGGUUUCCCUGUCCUGGGCACUUCAUUAAAUGGACUUACACACCCGUGGCCCCGUGUCUCAUGGUUUCAUGUUGAGACUGAUGUCAGAGUUACAUUCCUCUUCAUGGCUGAGCAACGGUCUAUUGUGUAGGUGGUCCUUGCUUUGUUCUGUUCACCCAUGCACAAGUGUGUGUUGUUUUCACCUCUUGGAUGUUGUGAGGGUCUGCACACGUGUCUGCUCGAACACAUGUUUUUCCUGGGAUGGAUCCCGGAUUGGGCUUGCUGCAAUCCUGUUCAAGCAUAAUGCUUGACCAGGACCCAUUGAGAAGUCAGAUAUAAUUCUGAUAGGUCUGCCUUUAUGUUACUUGGCCUUUUUCCUUUGCAGCUCUUAAUAUUAUUUCUUUAUUCUCAAUGUUUAGUGCUUUGAAUGAUGCAACAUUUUUUUUUGAUCCAUUCUAUUUGGUGUUCUGGAAGCUUCUUGUAUUUUCAUAUGCAUAUCUUUCUUUAGGUUGGGAAAGUUUUCUCCAGUAAUUUUGUUGAAUAUAUUUUCUAUGCCUUUGAGCUGGAGUUCUUGUCCUUAUUCUAUACCUAUUAUUCUUAGGUUUGGUCUUUUCAUGGUGUCUCAUAUUUCCUGGAUAUUUUCUGUGACGCUUUUGUUAGAUUUAAUGUUUUCUUUGACAGGUAAGAGCACUGUUCUUUAGGACCAUUGUCAGCAGCUACACGGUUAUCACAUAACCAUCUGUAACACCAGUGCCAGGGCAUUCAAGGCCCUCUUCU
This is a messenger RNA of Chionomys nivalis (European snow vole), 3071 nucleotides long. It is a transcript of the gene Cbs, whose product is annotated as cystathionine beta-synthase. NCBI's taxonomy places the organism in Eukaryota, Metazoa, Chordata, Mammalia, Rodentia, Cricetidae. The coding region runs from base 93 to 1778 and encodes 561 amino acids. The record is from RefSeq and is a predicted model, not a curated record. The transcript is spliced from 17 exons. Gene Ontology annotation, molecular function: cysteine synthase activity; cystathionine beta-synthase activity. Gene Ontology annotation, cellular component: cytoplasm.